Aureococcus anophagefferens is the source of this 1488-nucleotide messenger RNA. RefSeq lists its product as hypothetical. Gene Ontology annotation, molecular function: ATP binding; serine-tRNA ligase activity. The coding region runs from base 1 to 1488 and encodes 495 amino acids. NCBI's taxonomy places the organism in Eukaryota, Pelagophyceae, Pelagomonadales, Pelagomonadaceae. The transcript has a single exon. The record is from RefSeq and is a predicted model, not a curated record. Gene Ontology annotation, biological process: seryl-tRNA aminoacylation.
AUGCUCGCGGCCUCCGCCCGCGCGUGGUCCGGCCUCGCGCGCCGCGGUCGCGCGUCGAGUGCGCGCUUCUCCGCCGUCGCCGACGCCGUCUCGACGCGGCCGUCGGCCGCGGGCGUGUCCCUGGAGCUGCGCACGCUCAAGGACCACGCGGACACGGUCAAGGCGCACGUGCGCGCGCGCCAGGGGUCGGAGGAGACGGUCGCCUCCGUGGAUCGCAUGGUCGCGCUCACGGAGCAGCGCGCGGCGGCGCAGCGCGAGCGCGACGCCGCGCUGUCGACGCGGAAGGCGCUGUCGGGCGACAUCGGCAAGGCGAUGAAAACCGGCGCGGCCGAGGCCGACGUCGCGGCCCUCAAGGCCGAGGUCGCCGCGAGCGCCGACGUCGCCGAGGGCGCCGAGGCGACCAUGGCGGCGCUGGAAGAGGAGGCCAACGCGCUCUUCGCGGCGCUGCCAAAUCUGCUCGACGACGCGACGCCGGACGGCGCGGGCGAAACGGAAAACGUCGUCGUCGCCGAGUGGGGGACCGACUCGCGCAAGCUCGGCGACGAGGGCGACUACCUCUGGCACGACGACCUCGCCGCGGGCCUCGGCGGCUUCGACGCCGAGGCCGCGUCCAAGGUCUCGGGCGCGCGCUUCGCGGUGCUCCGCGGCGGCGUCGCGCGGCUCGAGCGCGCGCUCGGCGCCUUCUUCCUCGACAUGCACACGGACGGCGGCGGCUACGAGGAGGUGUCGAGCCCCGUCAUCGUCGCGCGGUCCGCGCUCGAGGGCACGGGCCAGCUCCCGAAAUUCGAGGACGACCUCUUCAAGCUCGACAACCACAAGGUCCGCGGCGAGGACGCGUUCCUCAUCCCGACGGCCGAGGUGCCCCUGACGAAUCUCGUCGCCGGCGACAUCCUCGAAGAAUCGGACCUGCCCAUCCGCGUCGCGGCGCUGACCCACUGCUUCCGCGCGGAGGCGGGCUCCUACGGACGGGACACGCGGGGCCUCGUGCGCCAGCACCAGUUCGCCAAGGUCGAGCUCGUGAAGAUCGUCGCGCCGGACGACGGCGUCGCGGAGCACGAGGCGCUCGUCGCCGACGCGGAGAAGUGCCUCCAGAUGCUCGACCUGCCGUACCGGAAGGUGUCCCUCUGCGCGGGCGACAUCGGCUUCUCCGCGCGGCGCUGCUACGACCUCGAGGUCUGGCUCCCGGGCCCGCAGGAGUACCGCGAGAUCUCGAGCUGCUCGCUCAUGGGCGACUACCAGGCGCGCCGCAUGGGCCUCCGCUUCCGCCCGAAGCCGGCGAAGGACGACAACGACGGCGGCAAGAAGAAGAAGGGCAAGCCGAAGCCGCUCUUCCCCUACACGAUGAACGGCAGCGGCCUCGCCGUCGGCCGCGCGCUCGUCGCCGUCCUCGAGAACCACCAGAACCCGGACGGCUCCGUCACCGUCCCGCGCGCGCUCCGGCCCUACAUGGGCGGCGCCGAGAGCAUCAUCCCGCCGAAGGCGAAGUAA